This is a messenger RNA of Lontra canadensis (Northern American river otter), 2962 nucleotides long. RefSeq names its product ring finger protein 10 (gene RNF10). The transcript has 17 exons. NCBI's taxonomy places the organism in Eukaryota, Metazoa, Chordata, Mammalia, Carnivora, Mustelidae. Gene Ontology annotation, biological process: positive regulation of myelination; positive regulation of transcription by RNA polymerase II. Gene Ontology annotation, molecular function: transcription cis-regulatory region binding. The record is from RefSeq and is a predicted model, not a curated record. The coding region runs from base 478 to 2913 and encodes 811 amino acids.
CCGGGUUCUUCGAGAUGCUGUUUGGCGACUCGUCGCCAUUCCCGGAGCACCUCGGCCUCGGCCUAGAGGCGAGUGUCGGUCGCUGUGUCGGAGACACACGUCCCCGACACCAAGACAGCCAACCCUCUCCCCUGCCUCGCGGCGGGAGAGCGUGUCCGGCCGGCCGGCGGGGCUCGCGCACCCUCCCUCGCCUCCCCUUCCCCCGCAGCCUCCGCCCCGCCAGGCCCGGCCCGGACCUCCGAGCCCCGGCCUCCUCCUUCUUCUCUGUCACUACCGCCGCCGCUGGGCUCGACAGCCCCGCCCGCCGCUUCUCUUCACAGUUUGAGAAGCCGAGGAAGGAAACAGGGAAAAAUGUCGCCAUGAAGGCCGAGAACCGCUGCCGCCGCCGACCCCCGCCGGCCCCGAACGCCAUGAGCCUGGGUCCCCGCCGCGCCCGCUCCGCUCCGACCGCCGCCGCCGCCGCCGAGGCCCCCGUUGAUGCCGCAGAGCUCCCCCAACGCCGCCGCCACCGCUUCCGACAUGGACAAGAACAGCGGCUCCAGCAGCUCCUCCGCCUCUUCGGGCAGCAGCAAAGGGCAACAGCCGCCCCGCUCCGCCUCGGCGGGGCCGGCCGGCGAGUCUAAACCCAAGAGCGAUGGAAAGAACUCAAGUGGAUCCAAGCGUUUUAAUCGCAAACGUGAACCUUCCUAUCCCAAAAAUGAAAAUUUUAGCAACCAAUCCCGUCGCUCCAAUUCACAGAAAAGCAAAACUUUUAACAAGAUGCCUCCACAGAGGGGCGGCGGCAGCAGCAAAGUCUUUAGCUCUUCUUUUAAUGGUGGAAGACGAGAUGAGGUAGCAGAGGCUCAAAGGGCAGAGUUUAGCCCUGCCCAGUUCUCUGGUCCGAAGAAGAUCAAUUUGAACCACUUGUUGAAUUUCACUUUUGAACCUCGUGGCCAGGCGGGUCACUUUGAAGGCGGUGGACAUGGCAGCUGGGGAAAAAGGAACAAGUGGGGGCAUAAGCCUUUUAACAAGGAACUCUUUUUACAGGCCAACUGCCAAUUUGUAGUAUCUGAAGACCAAGACUACACAGUUCAUUUUGCUGAUCCUGAUACCUUAGUCAACUGGGACUUUGUGGAACAAGUGCGUAUUUGUAGCCAUGAAGUGCCAUCUUGCCCAAUAUGCCUAUAUCCACCUACUGCAGCCAAGAUAACCCGUUGUGGACACAUCUUCUGCUGGGCAUGCAUUCUGCACUACCUUUCCCUGAGUGAGAAGACCUGGAGUAAAUGUCCCAUCUGUUACAGUUCUGUGCAUAAGAAGGAUCUCAAGAGUGUUGUUGCCACAGAGUCACGGCAGUAUGUUGUUGGUGAUACCAUUACAAUGCAGCUGAUGAAGAGGGAGAAAGGGGUGUUGUUGGCUUUGCCCAAAUCCAAAUGGAUGAAUGUAGACCAUCCUAUUCAUCUAGGAGAUGAACAGCACAGCCAGUACUCCAAGUUGCUGCUGGCCUCUAAGGAGCAGGUGCUGCACCGGGUAGUUCAGGAAGAGAAGGUAGCUCUAGAGCAGCAGCUGGCAGAGGAGCAGCACACUCCCGAGUCCUGCUUUAUUGAGGCAGCUAUCCAGGAGCUCAAGACUCGGGAAGAAGCUCUGUCAGGAUUGACCGAAGGCGGAAGGGAGGUCCCUGGUGUUGUGCCUGCUCUGGAACAACUGGUGCUGAUGGCUCCCUUGGCGAAGGAGUCCGUUUUUCAACCCAGGAAGAAUUUGUCCCAACAGGGUGUGCUAGAGUAUCUGUCUGCUUUUGAUGAAGAGACCACCGAAGUUUGUUCUCUGGGCUCUCCUCAUCCUCUUGCUCUCCCUCUGGUGGAGGAAGAGGAAGCAGUGUCUGAACCAGAGCCUGAGGCCUGUGAUGACUCAGAGUUAGCAGAUGACAGUCUGGGAGAGGGGACCAUUUGUACUGAGUCCAGCCAGCAGGAACCCAUCACCAAGCCAGGGUUUACACAUCUGAGCAGCUCUCCUUGUUACUACUUUUAUCAAGCGGAGGACGGGCAGUACAUGUUCCUGCAUCCUGUGAACGUGCGCUGCCUUGUGCGGGAGUACGGCAGCCUGGAGCAGAGCCCGGAGAAGAUCUCAGCGGUAGUGGUGGAGAUUGCCGGCUACUCCAUGUCCGAGGAUGUUCGACAGCGCCAUAGAUACCUUUCUCACCUGCCGCUCACCUGUGAGUUCAGUAUCUGCGAACUGGCUCUGCAGCCUCCUGUGGUCUCUAAGGAAACCCUAGAGAUAUUUUCAGAUGACAUUGAGAAGAGGAAGCGUCAGCGCCAGAAGAAGGCUCGGGAGGAACGCCGCCGGGAGCGAAGGAUUGAGAUGGAGGAGAACAAGAAACAGGGCAAGUACCCAGAAGUCCACAUUCCCCUAGAGAAUCUACAGCAGUUUCCUGCCUUCAAUUCCUAUACCUGCACCUCCGAUUCUGCUUUGGGUCCCACCAGCACCGAGGGCCAUGGUGCCCUCUCCCUUUCUCCUCUUAGCAGAAGUCCAGGUUCCCAAGCAGACUUUUUGCUGACCCCUCUGUCACCUACUGCCAGUCAGGGCAGUCCUUCAUUCUGCGUUGGGAGUCUGGAAGAAGACUCUCCCUUCCCUUCCUUUGCCCAGAUGCUGAGGGUUGGAAAGGCAAAAGCAGAUGUGUGGCCCAAAACUGCUCCCAAAAAAGAUGAAAACAGCUUAGUUCCUCCUGCUCCUGUGGACAGCGAUGGGGAGAGUGAUAACUCAGACCGUGUUCCUGUGCCCAGUUUCCAAAACUCCUUCAGCCAAGCUAUUGAAGCAGCCUUCAUGAAACUGGACACACCAGCUUCUUCAGAUCCCCUCUCUGAAGACAAAGGAGGAAAGAAAAGAAAAAAACAGAAACAAAAGCUCCUGUUCAGCACCUCAGUCGUCCACACCAAGUGACACUACUGGCUCACUACUGGCUCGUUACCUUCUCCAUCUGGUUUUCUUU